Molecule: messenger RNA, 2079 nt
Organism: Cydia splendana
Lineage: Eukaryota; Metazoa; Arthropoda; Insecta; Lepidoptera; Tortricidae
Exons: 3
Coding region: 369-698 (109 amino acids)
Source: RefSeq, a predicted model, not a curated record
CGAAGAGGUGGCAGAGAUCCUGCUGUCUGGCCUGCCUCAGGAAUACGAUGUAUUGGUAUCCAGCCUUGAGACGGCGUGUCUCACUAAUACUUUAAGCUCGGAUGUAGUCCGCAUGAGACUCUUGCAAGAGGAACACCGAAGAAACUCUGAGACGGCGUCUUCUGCGUACACCGCGACCAGCAACUGGAAGAAGAGGGAGGUGACCUGCACUUUUUGUAAGAAGCAAGGGCAUGUGGCGAAGCGCUGCUUUAAGAGGAAACGUGAACAGAAUAGCAGCUUUGAGACGCAAGGACAUACUAUGUUAGCUACUGCGUUCUCGGCUAUUACUACAGCUUCGGACCUCAUUGGAAGUGAAGAUUCUCGCCACAAUGAUGGAAACCUCGCUGCAGAUGGUGAAGAAUGUGACUGCAUUGCUUCUGUGGCCAACGGCCAACACAUUUGUAGUGAAUAUAUGGGAAGAAAAUAACAAUAGCCUGUGCAGCUGUGUCUCUUGUCUGGCGGGUGAGAUGAAUAAGUCAUCUCUGCCUGUGACAAGUCCAAGACGUGCUGCUUUACCACUGGAACAGACCCAUUCCGAUGCUGCUGGACCAAUGCAAGACACUAUGUUGGGCGGAGCCUGCUUCUUGCUAAAGUUGACUGACCAUAUGAGGAAAAGUUUUGGCUACCUUAUGAAGUCUGAAAAGGAGAUAAGCAGAUAACACCACCACCGUGGUCACCACCGACUGAUCAGUACUGUACAUGCGCAGAUAGUGCUUCCGACAACGGUGAUGAACAGACUUCUCUGCCCGAGCCGGAAGCUACGUGUCAAGGAGGAGGAUCGACUAUGCCAUCAGCUGAUGACGCGUCAUGCUCUCAACGCCCCGUACGUAGUACCAGAGUCCAAAUGUUACAGAAACUGGAUCAUUAUGACAUUUAUGACUUUGCUAUGCUAGCAGAGGCCAGUUCUAGUUCACUAGACGAUCCUGAUUCCUGCGAGGAGGCCACGUCUUCACCAACAAGGGUGGAGCAAAGUGAUAAAACGUGAGUAUCAUGCUCUUCUAAGAAACCACUGUGUAGGGAUUAGUUGAUCGUCCCAAAGAAAGCUAGUGUCAUUAAGUUUUUUUUAAAUGAAAAUAUGAUAGCGCAGGUAAAUUUAAAUAAAUAUGAAGCGAGACUAAGUUGCCCAUGGUUUUACCUAAAAACAGGGAAAAUUAAUUACUCUGAUAGCUUCUUUUAUCUGUACUGUGUGUGGUUAAUCAUUACUGUGGUUAGACACUUGAUAUCAAUAAAUAACUAGUCUCAGACUUGGAAUGUUAAAAUUCAUAUUUUGUGCUAAUGGGUAGAAACAAGGUAAAUUUGAGCCCUGUAUUCAUGUGAAAGGAACCGUGUUCAUGUAAUACUUGCCUUACAUGUUGAUAAGUUUUAUGUUCUCCUUAAUAGCUGUAUAAAUAGUGAUUUGGAAAGUUCGGAACAGUAUUUGUAAAUUCAACAUUUAGGUCAAUUUAAAUGUUUAACUGCUUAGGCAUAAAUAUUACUAACAAAGGGGUUCUUUCAUUUUAGAUCAAUCAGACUAUGUGAAGCAUUUAUUGGCUAAGUUUAACAUGAUCGAGUUUAAGCCGUUAAUUACUCCUAUGGCUAUGAACUCUAAUCUAAGCUUGAUAAGUGUGACAAGUGUUUAGAUGGGUAAAUAAGUAUGAAUAAUUGUUAUAUUAUUUAUAAUGUACUUAUUAGUCUAUUAGUCUGUACUUGUCUUUAUAUCGUAGGCUUGUAGUCAACUAGGCCAAUAUAACACUUGCUUUGGUAUGGAUCAUUGGCAUGCUGCUAAUUGUGUAUUAAAUUAUACCUAGCAGGUACAAUAAAUUACAAACUUUAUUUUUGUAAAGGAGGUGAUUUAAAUAUAUGUGCCUUAUUCAGUCGCAGAUUAUGCCAGGGAUUUAUAUGAUAGUGAGUUUUAAACAUGUUUUGUCAUUAAAAUGAGUGGCAAUGUUGUUUACUAGGAAGCUAGCAGACAAUGUUGCGUAACUUUGUCGAGUAUAGGUUUAAAUAUUUGGCAAUCUAUGAUGUAGAAUGUUUUGUCCAAAAUUUCAUGACAGAAAUUGU